UAUAUUCACGGUAACCCAACUUACUGGAUAUUCCACCUAUAAAAAGGGGUCACUCACGCCUAAGGGACCCAAACCCCAAACACCUUUGAUAAUGGCGAAACGUUUCUCUCUCUCGGUGAUUCUCUUCUCUCUCCUCGCCGUUUACGUAGCGGCGGAGGCUCUUUCCGGCGACGAUGCUCUGAUCAGACAGGUUGUUGACGAUGUCGGCGAGAUUCGCCUCGGUGCCGAUCACCAUUUCUCGCUCUUCAAGAACAAAUUUGGAAAGUCUUACGCUUCUCAGGAGGAGCACGAUUACAGGUUCGAGGUUUUCAAGGCUAACCUACGCCGUGCUAGGCGUCACCAGAGGCUUGACCCCUCGGCUAACCAUGGCGUGACUCGUUUCUCUGACCUUACUCCGGCUGAGUUUCGUCGUACCUUUCUUGGACUCAGGAGCCGACUUAGACUCCCCUCUGAUGCGAAUAAGGCUCCGAUUCUUCCUACUGAAGAUCUUCCUGAGGAUUUUGAUUGGAGAGAUCGUGGUGCCGUUACUCCAGUCAAGAAUCAGGGUUCUUGCGGAUCAUGCUGGAGUUUCAGUACAACCGGUGCCUUGGAAGGUGCUAACUUCCUCGCCACGGGAGAGCUUGUUAGCCUUAGCGAGCAACAGCUUGUGGAUUGUGAUCACGAGUGUGAUCCAGAAGAGGCAGGGUCAUGUGACUCAGGGUGUAAUGGUGGGCUAAUGAACAGUGCUUUUGAGUACACACUCAAAGCCGGUGGACUAAUGAAAGAGAAAGACUAUCCCUACACAGGCACCGACCGCAGUACCUGCAAAUUUGACAAGAAGAAGAUUGCAGCAUCAGUUGCCAACUUCAGUGUUGUCUCACUAGACGAGGAACAAAUCGCUGCUAACUUGGUUAAGAAUGGUCCUCUUGCAGUGGCUAUCAAUGCUGUGUUCAUGCAAACAUACGUAGGUGGAGUUUCAUGCCCAUACAUAUGUUCAAAGAGACUUGAUCAUGGUGUUUUGUUGGUGGGUUAUGGUGCUUCUGCUUAUGCUCCUUCUAGGUUGAAAAACAAGCCAUAUUGGAUUAUAAAGAAUUCAUGGGGAGAGAAUUGGGGUGAGAAAGGGUUCUACAAAAUAUGCAGAGGCAGAAAUGUGUGUGGUGUGGAUUCUAUGGUUUCAACUGUUGCUGCUGUUCAUACUAACCAUUAAGAAAAGACCUUAUAUUUAUACAUUUAGGUCAGUCAUGGAUGAGGACCCAAUUGUCUGUAAAUAUCUUGUUUCAUUUAGAAAAAAGGCAAAUGCCAUGUAUUGUGAUUUUUCAGCUUUGUUUUUAUUAUGUUUUCUUCUUGUUUAAAAAGACCCGAAGAAAGAAGAGUCCUUUUCAUGUGUUUGAGCUUUAAAUGUAUUAUUAACAUAAAAAUGAUGUUGCUUUUACUCUCA
This is a messenger RNA of Cannabis sativa, 1417 nucleotides long. Its product is annotated as cysteine protease RD19A. Gene Ontology annotation, molecular function: cysteine-type endopeptidase activity. NCBI's taxonomy places the organism in Eukaryota, Viridiplantae, Streptophyta, Magnoliopsida, Rosales, Cannabaceae. Gene Ontology annotation, cellular component: lysosome. Bases 92 to 1186 code for a protein of 364 amino acids. The transcript has 4 exons. The record is from RefSeq and is a predicted model, not a curated record.